Messenger RNA from Eublepharis macularius, 5654 nucleotides. It is a transcript of the gene MTDH, whose product is annotated as metadherin. Lineage: Eukaryota; Metazoa; Chordata; Lepidosauria; Squamata; Eublepharidae. The coding region runs from base 306 to 2216 and encodes 636 amino acids. Gene Ontology annotation, cellular component: nucleus. The transcript is spliced from 13 exons. Gene Ontology annotation, molecular function: transcription coregulator activity. The record is from RefSeq and is a predicted model, not a curated record. Gene Ontology annotation, biological process: negative regulation of apoptotic process; positive regulation of canonical NF-kappaB signal transduction; regulation of transcription by RNA polymerase II.
CCUUUCCCCCAACGGCUCCCGAAGCUCCACGUGAUCGUUUCUCCGUGUGCGCGGGGGAAUAGUCGGACGUGCGCGUGCGCCGCAACGUUCGGCGGCGGAGGGAUGACGUUGCGCUCCUGGGCCGUGAGAAGCUGAGGAGGUGCCUCAAGCAGCCCAAGUGAGUCGUCUGCGAAGUCGAGGCAGCUCUUCUGACUGGAAGCUGACGCCGAAGCGGGCGAGCCGGAGGGCCUUUGCUUCGCAGGCGGGUGAGAGAUGCGCUCGGCUUGACUCGAGUCUCUGGGCCCGGUCUGCUCCCCGCCGGGGCCAUGGCUGCGCCAAGCUGGCAAGACGCUGUGGCCCAGCAGGCUGAGGAAGUGUCAUCCCGGCUGCGGGACGUGCUGUCGGCCGGUGUGGGCCUGCUACGCACCGAGUUAGGUUUGGAGCUGCCGCCAGGCCUGGAGCCGCAGCGCCUGCCUACCUGGCUAGUGCUGCUCUCCACAUCUGUCCUGGCCCUGAUGCUCCUGCUGGGGCUUCUGUGGGCCGCGACCUGCGCGAGAGCGGGAGAUGCCCGCAGGAAGCGCCCCGGGAGAGCAGCCACGACGGGGGAGGAAGAGGAGGAGGACGACGAGGAGGAGGAGGAUGCGACGGAUGUGGGCCUGACAGAAGCUGGAGGAAGUGGCAGCCCCAACAAGGCGGCUCCCGGGGCAGCCACGAUGCUCUUGCUCAAGGGAGAAGAGCAGAAAAAACGGAAUAAAAAGAAGCCGCCGGAGAAAAUGGGCAGGUUUAAUGGUCAGCCUGUUCAUGAAGUUUCUGAAGAGGAAAUAAUGUUGAAUGUUCGAAGAGACAAUCUGAAACAACCAUCUGAUGCAGAAAAGAAAACUGAAAAGUCAAAGAAGAAUAAGAAGAAACCAAAGGGAGAUGCUAAAACAGUUCAGGACCAAUCACGUGUUGAAGGAAAGGAACUAGAUGAAGGAGCUUGGGAAACAAAAAUCAGUAAUAGAGAGAAACGGCAGCAACGUAAACGUGACAAGGUAUUGACUGAUGCUGGGUCAGAAUCAAAUCUACCAGGCAUGGAGAAUUCAGUUACAGUGUCCAGUGAACAACUAACAUCUACAACAUCUUUUUCAGUUGGCCCCAGAAAAAGCAAAGGUGACAGUAUUUCAAAUAUUCAAGUUAGCAACUCUAAAUCUGGAAAAGGUGAUGCUGUACCCCAGCAAGGGUUGAGUGAAGGACCAACUGUAAAUGGAGGAAAUUGGAAUGAAAAGCCUGUAAAGGUCACUUCUCAGAUUGGCACAAGUGAAGAGAAAUGGACUUCGGUGUCAUCUGCAGGUAGCAAGAAGAAGAAUGAGACGUCUGCUUGGGGAAAAGAUACAGGAGAUAAUGGAAAUGGGAAGGAAUGGGGAGUGUCCCUGGUGGGCAGAACCUGGGGUGAGCGCACUUUGUUCUCUAGUAUUGGUGCCUGGUCUGGAGUGGAUGGACGAAUUAAUACUUCUGAACAGAGUUCUGCUUCAUUCACUUCUUUGGGAUUAAAUUCUGCAGUUUCAGGAUCCGGCAGUGAGUCUGUUUCUCAGCCUGGCACAACAGAUUUCCAGUGGGAUUCAAACCGUAAUCAGGCACAUAUUGAUGAUGAGUGGUCUGGGUUAAAUGGACUUUCUCCCACUGAUCCCAGUUCAGAUUGGAAUGCACCAGCUGAGGAAUGGGGAAACUGGGUGGAAGAAGAAAAGGCUCCGUCCACCCCACAACUUGAAGAAGCAUUAUCUGAAGCUCAAAAGGUUUCAGAUGAUGACAGAGAGAAGACAGAACCCACACUGCACAGUACUGCAAGUGGCAAAUCAAAGAAGAAGAAGAAAAAGAAGAAGAAGCAGGGAGAAGAGGCUAGCUCUCCGGUACAGGAUGCUGAAGAUCUGGAUAGAGAUGCUGGAGAAGAAUUUCCUGAAGAUACCUCAAAAGUUCAACAAGAGGAGAUAGCUUUCUCUUUAAAGACCAUCAGCACUAGUGAAGAAGCUGAGCCUGAGGAGAUACCCUCAUUUGCUGUUUCUACUGAGCCAUCUGUAACUGUAUCAGAGAAUGAAUCUGACAAGAUACCUUCCCAAGUGCCACAGAUGCUCCAGGAGACAGAUGUUCCUGUUUCUAAUGCUAAGCAAAAUAGUGUGCCUCCACCACAGACCAAGUCUGAAGAGAGUUGGGAGUCCCCCAAACAAAUUAAAAAGAAGAAAAAAGCCAGAAGGGAAACGUGAAUUUUCUGAAAUGGACGUGUGUUGCAGAAACACUUGUCGUGAAGAUUAUGCUGUUUAUGCAAUAAUUUGUGAACCUGUACAGAAUUUUAUAUAAAUUUCAACAGAUUUUUUAAAAAACAAACUGCUUUGAACACAACCAUCUUUAAGAACAGGAACCGAAGGAAAAAAUAAGUUGGUGACAUAAUUUAACAGGAAAUAUGACAAUACUGGAAGAUGCAUUGAAGAGUGUAUUUUCAACAUAUGGGGAAAAGUAAUUUUCAAAAACAACUUGGCUUUAUGGCAGUGCCCUGUUUCAUGUGCAUUGGAAAACGGAUUAAUUGUAAAAUGAUCUCUAAUCAUCUUUAAAACUAGGCUGUCAGUCUAACUGUAAUACAGUGUCUACCAUUCUGAUUUUAAUACGUAAAUCAAAGAACUCUGGUUAAAUAAUUUGCCGUAUCUUUUUAAUACUCAAAGAAUAUGCUAACCAUGAAGAUAAUGCAAAGAGAGAUCAGAGUCUUGGAAGCACAUAUGUCUGAAGAGUCCUCUUGACUUUAAAGGUACUACUUCAGGGUAUGUGUGUGCAAAGAUAAUGGAUAUUUUCAGUAAAAAAACAUUUCUUUAGUAUUUUUUGUGAUUUAGAAUACAAAACUUGCAAGAAAUUUGGAUUCAGAAAGUAAAGUUGCUUCUGAUAGUCUUCUACAUACAUUACUCAAAUAAUAUAUUUUAAGAAGAUGAGAAGUAUUUUCAAAAUCUUGUGUUUUAUUUUUUAUGGUGGUAGAGUAGCUGUUGUCCUUUAUUUGCAGUAAUUUUGAAAUGUGUGACCUUGCAUCCACACAUUUUUCCUCUUGAUUAAUUUUAUCUUUUUAAAAACUUCCAUAAAUUGUCCAAGUCUUUAAGGGUGUGAUGGAUAAUGGAAAAAAAGAAAAGAAAUAAUGGCUUCAGAACAGCUUUAAUUGAUGUUGAAACCACCUGUAUCAGGAAGUGCUUUUUUGCUGCCUUAACCUGUGUAGAAUCUGCAUCUAGAGUUCUUAAAUGGAAUUAGUGUGUCUUUAUAUUUUUUUAAAUCAUGCAAGUACAGCAAAUGAAAACAAACCAUCAACUUUCCUCCUGGAGUUAUGGAUUAAAAUCAGAGUUGAGCUGUAUCAUUUUAAGGCACUGUGUCAUGACAUCAUAUCAGGCAGGCAGGUAUCUAUGAAUAGUGCAUGCUCAGCCAUGUACACUGUAUAUAGCCUUUACGAAAUGUGUGUGUUUAAAGGACCAUAAUUAACAUUAACUCGGUGAGCGUCUGUUAAAGAAAAGCCAUGAUUAUUUGAUGUGAUUGGCUUAGAUUUUUUUCAUGUAACAGAAAAAUUGUAACAGCUGUAACCAAUGGUACUUUGACUAUCCCAUAAUGUCUCCUUGUAUACAUCUGAAAUUUUGGUUAAAUUAACUUGCAAUGCAAGAUCAAUUAAAACAACAAACUGGAUUUAGUUGUACUGAAGACAAGCCUUAUUGAUAGUGUUCCUAAUAAUUGAAUACUAAUGUGCAGAGGUGUUAAUUCCUAUUUCAGGAACAUGGCAGGUGUUUACAUGUUCAGACAUUUUGUUUUAAUUCAGUGACAUUUCUAAAUCAAUUUUGUUAAAAUAAAUUGAGCAAAUUGAUAGCAUUGUUUUAUUUAUGGGAAGGGAGUAGUGUUUAGACAAUGUUUAUCAGGACUGGAGGGGCCAUGAAACUACUUAGUAUUGAAAUACAGUUUUCAGCAGUGAUUUAAGAGGAUGCUAAACGUGUGAAAUUAUAUCUGUUCCUUACUGUAAACUUGUCAUUCUUCAUAUACAUCUUAGUGUGACAGACACCAUCCAUUUCCAGUGUAAAUUUUUGAAUGUACAAAAAUACCACACCGCCUUUCCAUACUUGAUCUGAGAGAACCUUCUGGGAAAGGUAGCAAAAUGAUAAGCCCUGCUCAAAACAGUUAUGAAACUGGAGGCAAAAAGUCUCCUUGCCUCUGCUAGUAUAGCCUAUUUGAAAUGUUCAUGGUUACUUUAGGGCUGUUCGAGCACAUUUCUUAAUUCACAGGAGUGUUCUGGCACAUUAUUUCCAUGAGGAAAAUUGUUAAGAUGGAGAGAGGAUUUAUAUCUGGAGUCAAACUACUAAAAUGUUCCUGAAGUCAAGUUUUUCACACUGAAAUAACUUGUAGGAACAUGUCCUAAAUCAUAGUAUGAGUCUGCAGUUACAUGGUCUUGCUGCUAAAUAAUACAUUGAAGGUACUGCAAAUGUAAAAUUGUCUUUGUUUUGUUUUAGCCCUGUGUGGUCUGAUUUCACGGUGUUGUUACUACCGCCUACUCCAUGUUUAUCAAUGGAUGCUCAGUAGGCCUUGAGCUAGUCGCUGUAGAAAUUGUGGCACAAAUGUCUUGGAGUAAUGGCCGUUCCCUUGUUGUUCCAUUAAGAAGCAAAUGCUUCUAACAUCGCCUGGAAAAUAUUUCUGUGUUUAGAAAUGGGGUGGUAGCAAAUGUGAAAACACAAAUUAACCCUCAGUGCUUUAUCUCACUCAGUUUGCUGGGCUGGCUGAUUCCCUGAAGAGUUAAGAGUGUGCUGUCUAUGAGAUUGGGAGCAAUACACAACUGAGAUUAUAACAUAAAGGCCCUUAAUCUAUCCAUAUUCACACUACAGUCCUGAAACUGUCAGUGAUCAUAGGCAGGGUGAUUCAAAUUGCAACCUUUACCUGUUUCUUGGGGGAGUGGUUUGUUGGGUAUCCCUGGUCUCCACGAUAAUUUGAAGAUUCUUACUCUUGGAAUCCAGCGUCUCUGUCUGUUUUCAGUAUUAUGCCAUUGCUACAAUGGUAGAAUUAUAACUUUCUCACCUUAGGGGAAAUAGCACUGGAUUCUUACUUGUUUCGGCAGUUUCUCAUGAGAUAAUGCAGCACUACAUGAAGUCUUCAGCAAAAUCUGUGAAUCUAAACUCCAAAGCUUGGGAACAAAUGGGAAAGCUGACAAAAAUUUUAUAUAAUUUUCUGAGUGUUCUUUGCAAAAGUGUACCACAAAAGAAAAUGGUAUUAAAGAAUACAAGCCGGGAAUUAACUACAUACACACUGGUUGGUCAACGGUACCCUUCUUAGCCAAGUGUUACUCCACUGUCUGUUUAUGGAGCAAACCAGCUAAACAUUCUCAUUCAUAAAUGCAUGGAAUGUUUUCAGAAGAGUAAUGUGGAUUUUGUAACUUUUGAAAUUGUUUGUAUGCACAGCUUUACAAAAAUUGUGAUAUGUAAUUGGGUAGUCAUUGCAUGCUUUAAUCUUCCUUGAUUUUUUUUGUUUUUUCUCAGAAAGUGUAUAAAAUUCAUACAUGUUUGUUACAGAGUUGGCUCAAGGUGGAUGAAAACUGUAUUUCUGACUUUUCUAAAUUUAAAAGAAUUAUAGUAGAUAGACAUUAUUUAACUAUUAACAAAAGAAUGUAUACAUUAAAAUCAAUUUUCAAAACUUUACAGAAA